Messenger RNA from Perca flavescens (yellow perch), 3061 nucleotides. RefSeq names its product lipase, hormone-sensitive b (gene lipeb). NCBI's taxonomy places the organism in Eukaryota, Metazoa, Chordata, Actinopteri, Perciformes, Percidae. Gene Ontology annotation, biological process: cholesterol metabolic process; triglyceride catabolic process. Gene Ontology annotation, cellular component: cytosol. The record is from RefSeq and is a predicted model, not a curated record. The transcript is spliced from 13 exons. Gene Ontology annotation, molecular function: sterol ester esterase activity; triacylglycerol lipase activity. Bases 381 to 2894 code for a protein of 837 amino acids.
UUGAAGGUCACAGGGAGUUGCAAGCUGAACAACCAAUGGCAAAAUAGUCCACUGUCACAAGGAGAAAAUUAACUGGGACGGGGUUGUCUGUAGCUUCCCUACCCCUUUUUAAAAGAGGCAUGGGAGGGACAAGAAAGAGACAACACAUUGCUUCUGAGUAGAAUUGGUUGUGACAGUCUGACAUACAGAGGUUGACAGAAGAAGAGCUACAUCGUAAAUACAAGGGAGUGACAGACGGUGAGAGUGAGAACAAAAGCAGUUGGAAAACUCUAUCUCCUUCCUCUCUUUUCUUUCAUUCUCUUUGUUUUUUUCCAUGCUCUCAACGCUAUCGUGGAAGAGAGGAGACAGACAAGGACAGAGCCUUGAACUCAGACAUUGUGAUGGACACCAAGGCAGUGUUUGCGGCCCUGUACAACGUGUGCGAAGAGAAUGCCACCUUCUUCUCAGGAGGAGCUAAGGGUUCACAGGGUGAUGCGGCACGGCGGCUGGUGGAUACCAUGAAGCUGAUCAAGGAGCAUGCUCGCAGCCUGGAGCCCGUUAUCUCCGGCUUCGCUGCAGUUUACCAUCAUUAUGACUUUGACCCACACAUACCUGCCAAUGGCUAUCGCUCACUGGUCAAGGUAGUGCGCUGUUGCCUUCUCCACAUCAUCCAGAAGGGGCGCUACAUCACCGCCAACCGCCGCAGCAUCUUUUUUCGAGUAGCACACAACGCGGGGGAGAUGGAGGCCUACUGCAACGCUCUGUGCCAGCUGCGCGCUCUGCUCUACCUGGCUCAACGCAUGCUACAUGACAACAGCUAUGGCAACCUUUUUUUCCAGGAUGAAAGUGGUCUCAGUGAGAGCUUUGUCCGCGAAUACUCAUCCAUGCACAAGGGGUGCUUCUAUGGCCGUUGCCUUGGCUUUCAGUUCAGUCCAGGCAUUCGGCCCUGUCUCCAGACCAUCGCUAUUGGCCUUGUGGCCUUUGGAGAAAACUACAAACGCCAUCAGUCAGGAAUAGGUGUAGCAGCCAGCUCUUUCUUUACCUCAGGGAAGUACGCCAUUGACCCAGAGUUGAGAGGGUCAGAAUUUGAACGCAUCACCCAGAACCUGGACGUCCAUUUCUGGAAGGCAUUCUGGAACAUCACUGAGACCGAAGUCCUGUCGAGUCUCGCCAGUAUAACAUCCACUCAAGUUAAGGUGAACCGGACUCUUUCUGUUCCCGCCGUGCCCUUUGACCUUCCCCUGGUGGCCAACCACAGAGCAUCUGUAACUAUAGCUCCACCAUCAGCUCACAUCGGCACUGCUCCAGUUCAGAUGAGGCUCAUCUCCUAUGACUUACGUGAAGGACAGGACAGUGAAGCUCUGCUGUCUCUUGCCCGCGCUGAGGGGGGCUCCAUCUCUUUGUCGCUGGGGCUGAAGACCAAGCGCCUCCCCUCAUCUCCCUGUCUCCUGAUCCACUUCCAUGGGGGAGGAUUUGUGGCCCAGACCUCCAAGUCCCAUGAGCCCUAUCUGAAGAGCUGGUCCCAGGAUCUUGGUGUCCCCAUCCUGUCAGUGGACUACUCUCUGGCGCCUGAGGCCCCCUUCCCAAGGGCCCUGGAGGAGUGUUUCUACGCCUACUGCUGGGCUCUGAGAAACCACCACCUACUAGGCUGGACCGGAGAGAAAGUGUGUCUGGCUGGUGACAGUGCGGGAGGCAACUUGUCUGUGACGACAUCAAUGCGAGCUGCUGCCUUUGGUGUGCGAAUGCCAGAUGGCAUCGUGGCAAUCUACCCGGCUACCCUGCUGACCGCCUACGCAUCUCCCUCCCGUCUGCUAACACUUAUGGAUCCCCUGCUGCCGCUCAGUGUGCUCUCCAGGUGUCUCAGCGCCUACGCUGGAGCUGACCCGCAAACAGAGACACAGAUAGAGAAGGCGAGCACGAUGAGCCUGGUGAGGAGAGACACAGCUCUGCUGCUCAGAGAUUUCCGACAGGGAGCCUCCAACUGGAUCCACUCUCUGCUGGAUUCCAACAGAGCCUCAGCCUCCCCCAGUACAGCUGCAGAGGUGCCACCAGGAGACACUGACACAGUGAGGAAGAGCAUUUCAGAGGCGACCAUCUCUUCUCGUCACGCAGACCCCCCUGUAGCCUCCGAGACCUCAGAGUUCCCCUCCAGGAAUCUAUCUGUUAAGAGCCAGACUUGCCAGGACUUGGGAUCCCACAACAAUUCCACUUCUUACAGUGCACCGUUGUUCAAUGAGUGCACUCCAGAAGAUGUGAAUUUCUUCCUCUCCAAGGAUGCAGAUCCUGCUGCGUCCAGCGACCUGUCCUCAGUGGCCUUACCACCCCCUGCUGUAGAGGAGGGAUUAGAGCUGGAGCACCCUGUGGAGUUCCCCUUGGGAUUUGAGCCACUGCGCUCAGAGAAGCCAUCUAAGAUGAGGUUGCACAGCUCUCCAGUGUUCAAGGAUCCGUUCUGCUCUCCUCUGCUGGCUCCUGAUAGCAUGCUGAAAGGGCUGCCACCUGUACACAUAGUGGCUUGUGCAUUAGACCCCAUGCUGGAUGACUCUGUGAUGUUUGCCAAGCGUUUGAGGAACAUAAACCAGCCUGUCACUCUGUGCGUGGUGGACGACCUCCCCCAUGGCUUCCUCAGCCUAUCGCAGCUCUGCAGUGACACGAAGGAGGCAGCCAACGUCUGCGUGGAGAGAAUUCGCGCCGUCUUCACCCAGAAGGACACACCACCAGAGCCACGCAAGCACCGCAAGCUGGAAAGGACCGAUAGGGGUGUAUCGGCGUCUACUGGGGAAGAUGGUUCUCUCUUCGUAGGCCCCAUAGAGAGAGGGGAGCUAGCUGUCAGGAGAGGGACUACAAUUGCUGAUGGGGAGGGCUUAGUUGCUGUGGCAGCCCAGAACUACACUGAUGCUGUUGGUAUUGGGCCUUAAAUAAGGUUAGAUAAAAAAGCAGUUUGCCCGAGGAGUGAAGGGACAAAGAGUAAAUGAAAGUCAGACAAAUUUAGGCAGUGCAAUGCCUAAAAGGGAGAGAGAAAGCAACCUAAAAAACAGGAAGGGGGAAUAGGUGUGUGUGUGUGUGUGUGUGUGUGUGUGUGUGU